Molecule: messenger RNA, 1098 nt
Organism: Mercenaria mercenaria
Lineage: Eukaryota; Metazoa; Mollusca; Bivalvia; Venerida; Veneridae
Product: allograft inflammatory factor 1-like
Exons: 6
Coding region: 223-888 (221 amino acids)
Biological process (GO): actin filament bundle assembly; ruffle assembly
Cellular component (GO): actin filament; ruffle membrane
Molecular function (GO): actin filament binding; calcium ion binding
Source: RefSeq, a predicted model, not a curated record
GGAAAAACUGAGAUAAUUGCUUCAAGGUUUCCGUUUUAUAAGUAUAUACUAUUGUUUUACAUCCAGGAAGUUUAAAUGGGGAAAACUUACAAUGUAGACACUCGUGUGACACUUGAAAAUCACAUCACAGGAUUUCAGAAACUGCACUAGCGGGAGUAAUUAAAUUUAGUGAAGAAAACUAAGUUGUUGGGGGUUUUUUUGUCAAUUAAACGAAACAAAAAAAUGAGUGAUACAGAGCAGGAAAUGAAAACGGAGGAAAAUGGGGGAAAUGAGCAAAACGGUGAAGAAAAUGUAGAUAAUAGUGCACAGAAUCUGGAAAAUAAAGGAGAAAAUGUAGACAAUAGUGCACAGAAUGUCGAAAACAAAGGAGAAAAUGUCGACAGUAGUGCACAGAAUGUGGAAAACAAAGGAGAAAAUGAAGGAAAUGGUGAUAAUGAGGAAGUUCGUGCAUUUAGUCUGCCGGACAAAGCCCCAAAGAAUUAUGGGAUAAAGGCAAAUCGGGAAGAAGAAGCGCUGCAGGAAAUUAAUAAGGAGUUACUUGAUGAUCCAGAUUACGCCGAGGUAGAAGAUCUCGCAGACCAUUUAGAGACGUUUAAGAAAAAGUUCCUCGAGUUUGAAAAAGAUGCGGAAGGAAAUAUUGAUAUGUUUGGUUUAUCCCGCAUGCUGGAGAAGGUCGGACAACCGAAGACACAUUUAGAGAUGAAGAAAAUGAUUCGAGAGAUAGACAGCACAAACAAGGGGACAAUCUGUUAUAGAGAUUUUAUCGCCAUGAUGUUAGGACCCAAAAGUUCAGUACUGAAAUUGAUAUUGUUAUUUGAAGAAAAGAUGAAGGAAAAGGAAAAGCCGACAGGGGUCGCUCCAAAGAGAGAUCUGGCGAGCUUGCCAUGAAAAUUGACAAUGUUUGAAGAAUAGAUAGUUUGGGACCAAACGAGACUAAUAUAUGUGCAGUUGAUACUUCUGUUGAUGAUUAUGGAGAGUGAAAGUGUGGCGAUUUGUCCAACAUAAUGUCUUAUGUAGAUCUACAUUCAGUUAUAAUGAAAUGAUAUUUUUUACAGUUCAGUAUUACUGGACUCUUAAUAAAUGUAUGCAAUUAUUGUU